Molecule: messenger RNA, 4244 nt
Organism: Caenorhabditis auriculariae
Lineage: Eukaryota; Metazoa; Nematoda; Chromadorea; Rhabditida; Rhabditidae
Source: the annotation of a GenBank genome assembly
AUGAAUCAAUCUACGAAAAAUGUGGUUUUCAUGGGAUUCAGCUUCUUCUGCGUGUCUAUUGCGCUGAAUACGGCAGGUUGUUUUUUUUUGGUUUUGAAAGGUAUUCUGACUUUUCCAGCCUUCGUCACUGAACCCUCGAUCCAUGGAAUGUCGAAUAUUUCUAAUAUCAAUCCACACGCCGGUUAUUACAGGUUUUUUUUUCGUGAAUUGCGUCGAAAUGAGCAGAAUUUCAAUUUCAGGACUUCUUUUGACCUUUUUUUUUCGAAUUUUCCUGAAAAUUGGAGAGGAAGCUCCUUGAUGUACCAGAAGAAGAUUCUGAAAGUCUCAACCUGCAAACUUCUAGUUUUCUAAGAAUGAGGGUUCAUGUUUAAGGAAAAACCAAAUUUACCAGCCUUCUAGGGGGUUUUUUAAUAACAAGAAAGUAUAGCCGGUUGAGACUUUCAGAAUUUUUAUCUGGUACAUCAAGGAGUGCUCUGGCCAAUCUUUGAGAAAUUCCCCACCCCAAAGUGACAUCAUCUCUUUUGCCCAAUAUUUUUUGUACCAAACGUUUUUUGACAGUUUGGCGAUAAUGUACGCAAUGUUCACCUUGGGAACGAUUUUCGCGACUCCGUUGGUCGACGUCCUUCGGCCAAAAUGGGCAAUGUGUCUCGCUUCAUUGGGCUAUGCAGCUUAUUAUGUAAUUUUUGAAGCUCUCUUCGAAAAACCGCGAAUUUUCGCUGUGAAAUUUGACAGGUUUUUGUCAUUUGUAUUCUAGAAAUGAAAACGUCUCCGUCACUUGACAUUUUUUGCCUGUCUGCGUCUCUCUGUUCUCUCACCGGCGAGCUCAGAGAAACAGUGAAAUAGCACGUGAAAAAGAGAUGGACGGCGUGAGAUAAGGAGGGCGCAGAGAAAAACAGCAGUUUCAAGUGGCGAAAAACGGACUAUACUUUCGGAAAAAUUUCGAAAAAAUCCAUAAAUUACCGUCUGUUAUAAAUUUUUUAUUUCAGAAGCAGAUUAGAAAUCGUCUUUUUCAGGGAACAUUCCUUCUAGUUCACGAAUUACUUCUGUACAUUAUGAGCGUCGUUCUCGGCUUCUCAGCUGCAAGUAAGAAGAAAAUACUAUAAAAUUGGCGAAAUCCGGAAGGAACUAGAAUAAGACCAAUUAAUCGAUAGGGUCGAAAAGUACUAUGAAAAGUGCAAAAAAUUAUCUUCCCUUUCUUAGGAUUUUAAAGAACUUUCAGUCUUUUUAAUGGACUUGCUGAGGUUUGAAAAAACCUUUCGGACUUUGCGGACUCAUAAAAUUUCGAAAAAUGUAAUUAUUUCAUUUUCAGUUCUAUGGACUGGCCAUGGAACAUAUAUUGCUCAGAAUAGCGAAAAAAAUAACGUUGAUAGGAACAGCGCGAUAACGUUAGGUUUCGCACAAAUGGCGUGAGUUUCUUUUUUUUUAACAAUAAAUAAUUUAAACUCAAGAAGAAUCCCUCACCGAAAAAGCUUCAAAAUAAUCUCGAAAAUUCAGGAGAUUUCCGUUUUGAAAAAAUUCCCAGAACUCCCAGUUUCAUAUUGUCCCCUUUUUUCCUUUUAUGAAGUCAAAAUCAAAAAAUCCAUCGUUUUUCUAUAAAAUUCCAAGUUUCAACAUAGAUGUAAACAGACUUAAUAACCUCUAAAAUGUAUUGAUAUGUCUAUUUUUCAAAUCCCAUCUUUUUUUUUCAGUUUAAUCGUCGGUGCUUUCUUCGUUUUCAUAGUCUUCAGUUCAACCGCUUAUCAUGACCUUUUCUCUCCUUUUACGGUAAGAAUUUGUAAAUAAUGUUCAAAAACUUUAAAGGAUCAUUGGACAAUUUUCUAAAAAGGUCUCAAAGCGAUACGACGUUCUCUGUGCUACUGUAGGUUAUGAAAAGCUUCAAGCCUUUAAGAAUAUCUAAAAAAAAAAGGGUUUAUGACCAUGAAUAUGAACACUAUGACUCUUAUAAAUUUUUUCGAACAUUUCUUUAAGGUCAAAUUGAUGUUUGGCGCGUUUUCUCUGUGUAGUUUGGUCUCGGCGAUCCUAUUCGCCUUUAUUCCUUCGAGUAGUGAAGCCGACUCAAAGGAGAGAAGCUACUUGAGAGUUUUGAGUAAGGAAAAAAGUCUAUGAUCAUGAAUUUUGAAAUAUUUACAGAAGAUGUGGAAAUUUUGAUAACCACUCCAAAUAUGCUACUUUUAUGCGUUUCUUUUGCUUUCAAUGGCCUUCAAAUCGGAUUUUGGAUGAGUGAGUUUGAAGAUUUUUUAAAUCUCUAGCUCGGAUUUCUGAUAGGAUUCUUUAAAGUUGAACUUUUAAUUUUUAAUUAAUUGUCCGAGAAAGUCGAUCAACUGGUACGCACGCUCCUGGAACCUGGUAUUGAUGUUACAGAUACCAGAAAACCUUCUAAACUUUAGCAUCGGGUUUCGACAAGCUCCGCCCACUUUUGGGGUUACGAUAGAAAAAUACCGUAAAAAAGCUGACAUUUUUUUGUAUAAGCGAAUUGGUUAAAACAAGUUUUAAAUUUAGAGGGCAUGUCUUGUUGAAAAUCCUUUAUGUUGGACAAUACUCUGGAAAUUUUCUUCCGGUGUGAAAAAUUGAACAGACUUGAAAAAAAAAACCCCUCCUCUUUGUUAGAAAAAGAGAUUAAAAAGCUUCAUAUAUGGAUAACUGAAGAUCCAAAAAAACGGAGAAAAUUCCCUUUUUUGCAGUUGUCUACCCCACGAUUUUGUCCUUCACUCGAUCACUUAUCAAAGAUUUCAAGACCGCCGUCCCUCUUGUUAGUAUAUUCAUUGGUAUUGGCGCUGUUGUCGGUGAGAUUUUAAAUUUUUAAACUAUUAAAUUUCUAGUUCCAGCUGCGACAAUUGUAACAGCCUACGGGAAACAUAUCCACAAAGUUGGCCGAAAAACGAUUUUGUACCUUGGAAUGACGAUUCACCUCGUUUGCUUCACUUUGAUCUAUUUGAGUUCGCCGAAAGAAUCUUCCCUGCAUCCUACGGACAGUACUGAUACGGUUAUCACGCCUACGUGGGUUUCUUAAAAUUUUGACCGCGUUUGGAAUGGUUCAAAGCGUUACGGUCGGAUUUUUGUUAAAAAUCUGGAUGUAAAGCAAUUUGCAAUGCUUUUCGAUCCUCCAGGGCGUCAGUAGUUUCGGGUGCAAGUUGAAAAAUUUCUAGCCUUUCUAAUUGCGCCCUUGGGCUUUCAAGUCAGAAAAAAAACCUGGCAGCUUCUUUUUCAAUUUUUACUCAAAUUUGAUUUGGAUGCGACGCUUCCUGCAAUGCUUUUUGAUCCUCCAGGCGUAAGUAGUUUUGAGUCGGGUGCAAUAUAGAAAGUUCUAGCCUUCUUAGUGUGGCCGUGUGCUUUCAAGUCGCAAAAAAGCCUCUUCUUAUUAUGUAUUAUUCAAAUUUGAAAACCCGUUUUCAGAAUUUACCUCGUCGUUUUCAUCGGAUUCCUUCUGGGGAUCGCUGAUAUCAUUUGGUUCCAACAGACCCUCGCUUUCGUUUGCGAUGCUUAUCCACAUAACGAGACACCGGCUUUCGCUAUUAGCCGAUUUUUACAGGUUAUUUUUAGGUUCUGUGGCGAAAAAAUAAUAUUUCAAUACCUGUACGUAAAGGGGCCUGGGAGAUUUCAAGUGAAUAUUACAGAAUAGCAUGGGUAACUCCAGACAGUAGGUCCAGACAAUGCCAGAUUUUUUUCAUUUCCUAAUUCAGUAAUCAAAAAAUCAGUAAAAUGAGUAAAUAAAAAAGGUCCCUUGAAAAUCGUUCGGAAAAAAAUAAAAAUAAAACCAGGAAGGCUUCUGUUGUUCUGAGCUGAUUUUUCAGCUUGGAAAACUUAUUUCUUCAAAAAUUAUCAUACUGAAAAUACUGAGAAAACUACGUAACAUAAAAAAACCCGAAAACGGAACUACACUCUAUUUUGAGGCGCUUAUGUCGGGCCUGGUGAUGAUCUACUCGUCGGCCUUCUCUUUACUGUUUCAAAUGGUGUUGGCGUCAUUUUUAAGCGUUUCCGCGUGUGUGACUUUCACUAUUUUGGAGCGGAACUUGAAGUUGGACAUUGGAAAUGAAUCAUUUUUCAAGCGACUUCGGAAAAGAGGUCAAUAAAGUUGAUUCACCGCUAGCUUUAUUUUAAUUAUUCCGAAGAUUGGUUCUUUUUUAAAGUUGAAGUCAAGCUAGCGGUGAAAAUUUCGAAAAAAAAGGAGGAAGAAUUUUUUUUCAGACGUGUACCCUGACGACUUUGAUAUACGGAACAUAUCAGCGAGGCCAUCGGUUUAUUAA